Molecule: messenger RNA, 745 nt
Organism: Arabidopsis thaliana (thale cress)
Lineage: Eukaryota; Viridiplantae; Streptophyta; Magnoliopsida; Brassicales; Brassicaceae
Product: amino acid-ligase
Exons: 3
Coding region: 146-745 (199 amino acids)
Source: RefSeq, marked reviewed
GGCGCUGAAAGGAAUCGCUGGCACAAGUAGAAGGUUCUAGUCGGAAGGUCUCAGAAGUCUGUCUACAGAGGUACCGUUGGGGCAGAGAGCAACAUAUUACUAGAAAACUCCAGAGUUCGUUAUUGGAGCUUCUAAGCAGAGAGAGAUGGCGGGAGACUCAGGUCGGAGGAAGAUCAAACUUUUCUGUCCCUCGGUAUCGAAGAUUGUGGAGUGGGUUGCUUGGAACGACGAGAAACUAGACUUUAGAGCCAUAGCCGCAGCGUUUGGGCUCGAACCAUCAACGGUGAAGCUCAAUGGUCACUUCAUAAGCAGAGGUUUUGAUCUAGUUGCCACUUGUGUGACGUGGCAGUCUUUGCUCACUUUCUUCUCUGCUAGAGGCUUGUCUACUGGAAAACACGAAGCCGAUGCUCUGCUAGUUCACGGCAAGCUCUCUAAACUCGGUACUAAAAGAGCACGCUCGGAUCCUCUGGAGGACUUCGCCUGCAAUGAUCUUGGUCUAAUCAAAACGAAGAAGUUGAAAGAUAAGUGCUCAGUUGGAGAAUCACUGAUCUCUGGAUGCAACAAGAGAAAGCUGUUGUCUGAAGAUUCACACCCACUCAAGAAACUAAAACUCAACAUGGAUGAUAGUUUCGGAGGGAGCGGAUCUAAAACGCCAUUGAAAUGCAGUUUCAUGAGUGAUAAUGGUCUGAAGAGGACAAGAGAAGAUGAUAUGAUUGCUUCUGCAUCUUGUAAGAAGAUAAGAUGA